GUGCCACGGCGCCGCUCAUAUGAUCGCCUGUACCACCAUGUCCAGCGUUCCGACAUCGCCUCUGUCAUCUCAGACUGACCGAUUCGGUAUAAGUCGUCGAUCCCAGGGUUCUGAGCUGUCCUGAGCUGCCAACAUCUGCGAGGCCUUGAUACUUAACGUUCCUUGUACUCGGACUCUCACUGUCACGACCCACGAUGGCUGCCCCCGGCAAAUUCGACCCAAACAACGCGCAGAAUCUCGUUGAGAUCGAAAAACAGUUUGCAGUCAAGGCAGUCGAGCAUGCCCAGACGUACUGGAGUAUUCUUGAGAAGGUCCCGCCUCGCGAGCUCAAGCUCACCAAGAUCGAUGAUGAGAUCUUUGAGCAUACAAUAGCGGACUUUCCGGAGCUGAAGGAUGAGAACUACGCGAAGAUCACUGUCUUGGACGAGGACUGGUUGAAGAGCAAGGAGGGCAAAGAGCGGUGGCGAAAGUUCAUCGAGUCAUACGAGAAGAAGGUGAAAGACUACAACUUCGGCUCGCUCAUACGCACGGACGCGAGGGAUGAGUACGGAGAGAAGAACACGAUUUUCGUAACGCGGAUGCAGUUCUACGCGUUCGAGAUUGCACGCAACAGGCUCGGUCUUAACGACACCGCACACGAGGUCGCGAAGAAGGAAGCUGAAAAGGAGCGCCAGAAAGCUGAAAAGCAGAAGGCCAAGAAGUCCGCUUCGUGAGCGGGGCUGGCUUCCUGUUUCACCAGGGGUGGCCUUCUGUAAGUUACGGUGGUCGUUGUAUGCAUUGGGACGCUGGUGCAAUGGCGAAAUAACGAUCAGAACGCUC
Messenger RNA from Fomitopsis serialis, 819 nucleotides. RefSeq names its product polysaccharide biosynthesis-domain-containing protein. Gene Ontology annotation, cellular component: cytoplasm. NCBI's taxonomy places the organism in Eukaryota, Fungi, Basidiomycota, Agaricomycetes, Polyporales, Fomitopsidaceae. The record is from RefSeq and is a predicted model, not a curated record. Bases 195 to 713 code for a protein of 172 amino acids. The transcript is spliced from 8 exons.